Messenger RNA from Phacochoerus africanus (Common warthog), 2153 nucleotides. RefSeq names its product syndecan binding protein (gene SDCBP). Gene Ontology annotation, biological process: positive regulation of transforming growth factor beta receptor signaling pathway. NCBI's taxonomy places the organism in Eukaryota, Metazoa, Chordata, Mammalia, Artiodactyla, Suidae. Gene Ontology annotation, molecular function: syndecan binding. The record is from RefSeq and is a predicted model, not a curated record. The coding region runs from base 134 to 1030 and encodes 298 amino acids. The transcript is spliced from 9 exons. Gene Ontology annotation, cellular component: cytoplasm; plasma membrane.
GCGCGGUGACGCGCCUCACGGGCGGUCCUCGGGCGCGCGCCGCCUUCCUCGCUCCGGGUCUCGGAAGUCCGAGUCAGUGACCGGAGGCGGCGGCGGCGAUCAGGUACCUACAGCCCGGAAAAAUCCUGCAAAAAUGUCUCUGUACCCAUCUCUUGAAGACCUGAAGGUAGACAAGGUGAUCCAGGCUCAAACUGCUUUUUCUGCAAACCCUGCCAACCCAGCAAUUUUGUCUGAAGCUUCUGUUCCUGUCUCUCAAGAUGGAAAUCUCUAUCCUAAACUAUAUCCGGAGCUCUCUCAGUACAUGGGCCUGAGUUUAAAUGAAGAAGAAAUUCGUACAAAUAUGGCCGUGGUCCCUGGAGCACCAGUUCAGGGGCAGUUGGUUGCAAGACCUUCCAGCAUGAACUAUAUGGUGGCUCCUGUAACUGGUAAUGACGCUGGAAUCCGUAGAGCAGAAAUUAAGCAAGGGAUUCGUGAAGUCAUUUUGUGUAAGGAUCAAGAUGGAAAAAUUGGGCUCAGGCUUAAAUCAGUAGAUAAUGGCAUAUUUGUUCAGCUUGUCCAGGCAAAUUCUCCAGCCUCAUUAGUUGGGCUGCGAUUCGGGGACCAGGUGCUCCAGAUCAACGGGGAGAACUGUGCGGGCUGGAGCUCGGACCGGGCCCACAAGGUGCUCAAGCAGGCCUUUGGAGAGAAAAUUACCAUGACCAUUCGAGACCGGCCCUUUGAACGGACAGUUACCAUGCAUAAGGACAGUACUGGACAUGUUGGCUUUAUCUUCAAAAACGGGAAGAUCACCUCCAUAGUGAAGGACAGUUCUGCAGCCAGAAACGGCCUUCUCACAGAACACAGCAUCUGCGAGGUCAAUGGACAGAAUGUCAUUGGACUAAAGGACUCUCAGAUUGCAGACAUACUGUCAACAGCUGGGAAUGUCAUCACUAUCACAAUCAUGCCUGCUUUUAUCUUCGAACAUAUUAUUAAACGGAUGGCACCCAGCAUCAUGAAAAGCCUGAUGGAUCACACCAUCCCUGAGGUCUAAGAGUCGCAGCAGCACAGUGGAAACGGUGCCAAGCUUCUCCAUGCGACCUCUUCAGUGACUUCACUUUCUCUUAUGCACAUGAAGCUUUCGAGGAGCCAGAGAGCAUAUGCUGCGUGAGGGCCUUCCUGUCCCGGCAGGCUGGCCUCUUAACUGUUUCAUCUGAUGUCUUGUUCAGACUUCAAGAUAGUUGUAGCCUUAGCCUAGUUUCAGAGAGGUGAAAACUUUGAUUUACUGAAACUUUUGUAGCCUAGUUUCUUUACUGGAAACCUGAUGUUCUUUCAAGCCAUGGGAUUAGAUUAGGACGCCUGGCACAGGCUCGGCUGUGUGUAGAACCCCUCACCGUUGCCUAGGCAUCAAGCAUUGCUGUUCCUAGUACUUCAAGUCUAGGGUGUAUUUUCCAUUUGUACUGUGUUCUCAUAGCACAUUUAGAAGGAUUACUUUCUUUUCCCUGUGUGUGUGUGUGUGUGUGUGUGUAAACACACCAGUUAAGUAACCUAACGUGGGUUUCAUUCCAUGGAGGCAUCACAGUGGAUAUAAGCUGCAGCGGGUGUAGUGAAUAUCGUUACCUUUCAACUACCUUUACUUACUCUGCUUGAACUGUCGCCUUAACUACAUUAAGCAUCUAGAAUGAAAGCCAAACUUACUCUUGCUGCCUUUCUAAAACCCCAAAUGCAGUUCUUCAGCUGAAAUGCACACUAGCCCAGAACAGUGUAAUGUACAUAUAGCUACAUCAGCUACGUAAUGUAGCUGAGCUUACUCAGCCUAGCUGCCUAGUUGCAUCUGAGAUUUUCUAGUCAUUGUGUAAUGGCAACUUCUUUCUUCUGACACUUACUAGUUAUCACUUUCUGAGAAAUGAGUCACUAUAUACAUUAAAUGUAAAAAUUCUUGUACUAAAUAGGACAAACCUCAACUCCCUUUUUCAUCUGUAGACAAGUGGGAUAAUAGCCAGUGUUGGCAUUUAUGUAUAAACCUGUAUCCUAGCUGCUUUGGUACGGGCUUGGAAUGUUUUCCUGAUCAGCUGUUCUAUUUCCUGACUUCUCUGUAAACAAAAUGACAAUGGCACUUCUUCAUCCUUUCUUUGUUGGUUUAUGCCUAUUUUAAUUAAAAAUAAAGUUAAAUUUUA